GGUGAAGACCCUGCUGGAGAAAUACACGGCGGAGCCCAUCGACGACUCCUCCGAGGAGUUCGUCAACUUCGCCGCCAUCCUCGAGCAGAUCCUCAGCCACCGCUUUAAAGGCCCCGUCAGCUGGUUCAGCUCGGAUGGGCAGCGCGGCUUCUGGGACUACAUCCGGCUGGCCUGCAGCAAGGUCCCCAACAACUGCGUCAGCAGCAUCGAGAACAUGGAGAACAUCAGCACCUCCAGGGCCAAGGGCCGGGCAUGGAUCCGCGUGGCACUGAUGGAGAAGCGCAUGUCCGAGUACAUCUCCACUGCCCUGCGCGACACGCGGACCACCAGGCGCUUUUACGACGACGGGGCCAUCAUGCUGCGGGAGGAGUCCACGGUGCUCACCGGGAUGCUCAUCGGGCUCGGCGCCAUCGACUUCAGCUUCUGCCUGAAAGGCGAAGUGAUGGAUGGCAAAACGCCGGUGGUCAUCGACUACACGCCCUACCUGAAGUUCACGCAGAGCUAUGACUACCUGAGCGAGGAAGAGGAGCGGGGCAGCGUGGAGAGCAGCACGAGCGAGGACAGCUCCCCCGACCACCCCUACCUGCCGCUGGUCACCGACGAGGACAGCUGGUACAACAAGUGGCGCAAGAUGGAGCAGAAAUUUCGCAUCGUUUACGCCCAAAAGGGGUACCUGGAGGAGCUGGUGCGGCUGCGGGAGUCGCAGCUGAAGGACCUGGAGGCGGAGAACAAGCGGCUGAAGCUGCGGCUGGAGGAGGUGAUGGUGCAGAACCAGCUGGAGAAGAGGGAGCUGGAGGGCGUCAUCCUGGAGCUUCAGGAGCAGCUGACGGGGCUGAUCCCCUGCGAGAACCCGCAGCUGGCGCAGCUCUCCAAGGAGAUGGUGACGCCCCUGGUCAACCAAUGGCCCUCACUGGGGACGCUCAACGGCAACGAGAGCGGCUCGGACGGCAAGCUCUACAGGAGGCACAGCUUCGUGAGCACCGACCAGCUCUCGGCCGAGAACAGCCUCAGCUCCGACUCCCAGCGCCUGGGCGAGGGCAAGCGCGAAGGCGAGCCCUGGGGCCCCUUGGGGAAGGACCCCACGCCCUCCAUGCUGGGGCUCUGCGGCUCCCUGGCCUCCCUGCCCAGCUGCAAGUCCCUGGCCAGCCUCAAGUCCAACGAGUGCCUGGUGAGCGACAGCAACGAAGCCAGCCCGACCCGCAGCCCCAGCUGAGACCCCCGGCCCCCUCGCCCAGCGCCGCCGCCGAGGACUGACCUCGUCCCCCUCCACCCUGGGACCGACCGACGGAGGACGGAGGGACUCGCCCAACCCAUCGGGGAGGCCGGGGACGGCGUCCUCCCCCCCUUCUCUGCACCCCACCCCGGCUGCGCGUUGGACCCCAAGCCUGGUCCCCGGCUGGAGACGUGGACCCGUUGGGAUGGGGAUGCUGGAACGGGACCAGGCUGUGUCUGUGUCUCCCCCCCCGCCCUUUCCCCCGUCCAUCCAAGCUGGGGAGGAGGUGAUGAACUGCGGGGACACCAGGGUUGUGCUGCAGGGUGCAGGAGGGGGGCUUGGGGUGAACCCCCCUGCAGGGGUGAGGGGCCGGGCACAGCCCCGUUGCCAUCCCAAGGGCUCGGGGCGCAGCUCUUCCAGCCGGGCUUCGUCCGGCAGCCCCCCGCCUCAGCACCCAUGGGACCACCCGUCCCUCCUUGCAGCCGCAUCCCCACAACAGCGAUCGGACCCCUCCCUCCUUCCCUCCCCAUUCCCCCCGGGUUUUGGGGUGUUUUCGGGUUUUGGUUCAGCCCCAGCUUGCCUU
Messenger RNA from Cygnus atratus (black swan), 1796 nucleotides. It is a transcript of the gene RUNDC3A, whose product is annotated as RUN domain containing 3A. The coding region runs from base 215 to 1213 and encodes 332 amino acids. Gene Ontology annotation, cellular component: cytosol. The record is from RefSeq and is a predicted model, not a curated record. The transcript is spliced from 10 exons. Lineage: Eukaryota; Metazoa; Chordata; Aves; Anseriformes; Anatidae.